Messenger RNA from Esox lucius (northern pike), 496 nucleotides. RefSeq names its product NADH:ubiquinone oxidoreductase subunit A6 (gene ndufa6). The transcript has 3 exons. The record is from RefSeq and is a predicted model, not a curated record. Lineage: Eukaryota; Metazoa; Chordata; Actinopteri; Esociformes; Esocidae. The coding region runs from base 29 to 415 and encodes 128 amino acids. Gene Ontology annotation, biological process: response to oxidative stress.
GAGAAAAAAAAGAAAAAAAGACACAAACAUGGCGUCCAGUGCAGCGGCUCGGACAGCUGCUGGUACGGCUAAAGUUGUUAAACCAAUUUUCAGCCGAGAUCUGGAAGAAGCCAAGCGCCGUGUUCGUGAACUGUAUCGUGCCUGGUACCGAGAGGUUCCAAACACAGUGACUACCUUCCAGCUGGACAUCUCCGCUCGCCAGGGGAGAGACAAAGUUAGGGAGAUGUUUGAAAGAAACAAGCACGUCACCGACCCCCGCGUGAUUGACAUGCUUGUCAUUAAGGGUAAGAUGGAGCUGCAAGAGACCAUAAAUGUAUGGAAGCAAAAGACCCACAUAAUGCGGUAUUUCCAUGAGACGGAGGUCCCACGUUCAGCUGACUUCCUGUCCAGGUUUUAUGUUGGACAUGACCCAUGAACUGCACCCAGCACUUUCUUCCCUGGUUUGUCAAACAGACGUAGUCCCUUAUUGAACUGUAAAUAUAGUUAUGUUACCCAA